ACCAUGGAAAACCACACCAAGGUAACUGAGUUCAUUUUGGCUGGGUUCAAAUCUCCUCCAGGAUUGCAAGUCCUCCUUUCUGUUCUCUUCUCAACAAUGUAUGUUAUCACAGUGGUAGGAAAUUCUGGUAUGAUACUCAUCAUUAGAAUGGACUCCAAGCUGCACACUCCUAUGUAUUUUUUCCUAGAGAACUUGUCUGUCUUGGAUAUUUGCUAUUCCUCUGUCAUUACCCCUAAAGCAGCAUUGACAUUCUCACUGGGCAGAAGAAUCAUUUCCUACAAUGGCUGUGCUUCUCAGAUGUUCUUCUUCUCUCUCUUUGGCACAACGGAAGCCUUCUUCCUUGCUGUGAUGGCUUAUGAUCGCUUUUAUGCCAUCUGCAACCCACUGCUAUACCAAGUCACUAUGAAUAAAAGACUUUGUGUUGGUAUGCUCGUGGGUUCUUAUCUGUCAGGCUGCAUUAACUGCACCAUCCAGACAGGCUUUACGUUCAGCUUGUCCUUUUGUGGGCCCAAAGGAAUAAACCACUUCUGUGAUGUUCCUGCAGUGAUGCAUGUCUCCUGUUCAGACACAUUUUUCAAUGAAAUAAUAAUGCUCAGUGUAUGUGGAUCUAUUAUUGUGAGCACUGCCUUGGUGGGUUUUAUCUCCUAUGGUUAUAUAAUUACCACCGUUGUCCAAAUGCCUUCAGCUAAGAGCAGGCGCAAGGCCUUCUCCGCUUGCUCUUCCCACAUACUGGCUGUUAGCUUGUUCUUUGGAACUGUCUUUUUCAUGUAUGCUCAGCCUGGGGGCACAUCCUCACCAUACAAAAGCAAUAUCAUUUCUAUCCUCUAUACUGCUGUUAUUCCCAUGCUAAACCCUUUCAUCUACACCCUACGAAAUAAGGAGGUAAAAGGGGCUCUGAAAAAAUUGUUAAAAAAGAAAGGCUUUUCUUAG
Struthio camelus australis is the source of this 930-nucleotide messenger RNA. RefSeq names its product olfactory receptor 9S13-like. Gene Ontology annotation, molecular function: odorant binding; olfactory receptor activity; G protein-coupled receptor activity. Lineage: Eukaryota; Metazoa; Chordata; Aves; Struthioniformes; Struthionidae. The record is from RefSeq and is a predicted model, not a curated record. Gene Ontology annotation, biological process: sensory perception of smell; G protein-coupled receptor signaling pathway. Gene Ontology annotation, cellular component: membrane.